CUUCUCAAACCAGGAUCCUUUUUCAUCUCCCUCCAGUUCUCUCCUCUCCUCUCCUCUCUCGGCUCAAUGCAUAAGUUUCAGUUUCACCCCUCUUUCUCUUAAUAUUUUCAUGUAGUUAUUAGUGUAUAGAAAGGAAUUAUAUAUGUGAACAUAUAAUUGAUCAUAUAUGGAAAGCUCCAAUUGUAUGGGAUUUAUGGCAGUCUUCGCCGUCUCCAGCAGCAUCGCCAUCGUCACGUUCCAAGCUCACAAGCGCCUCCUUUCUGAUUUCAUGAGGAAGGCCCAACUCGAGCUCGUUGAAGGAACUGGGCCCAAGAUGAGGCCCAAGAGUGGGCCCAAGAAGAAGGUGAGAUUUGCUCCUGAUGUUGUCGAGCCAUCUUCUAACAAUGACCCCUUGCUUUGGUUGUUGGUUAAUUUGAUAGUUGAAGGAACUGGGCCCAAGAUGAGGCCCAAGAGUGGGCCCAAGAAGAAGGUGAGAUUUGCUCCUGAUGUUGUCGAGCCAUCUUCUAACAAUGAGGAAUAUAGGAGGAGGAGAUCAAAAGCUCAAAGUUGAUCAUGACGAACUAACUAAAGCUCCUCUCCUCUCCUCUCUUAUUGUAUUUGUA
This is a messenger RNA of Asparagus officinalis (garden asparagus), 602 nucleotides long. RefSeq lists its product as uncharacterized. The coding region runs from base 167 to 550 and encodes 127 amino acids. The record is from RefSeq and is a predicted model, not a curated record. Lineage: Eukaryota; Viridiplantae; Streptophyta; Magnoliopsida; Asparagales; Asparagaceae. The transcript has 3 exons.